Mandrillus leucophaeus (drill) is the source of this 1103-nucleotide messenger RNA. RefSeq names its product septin 14 (gene SEPTIN14). The transcript is spliced from 8 exons. Gene Ontology annotation, biological process: cytoskeleton-dependent cytokinesis. NCBI's taxonomy places the organism in Eukaryota, Metazoa, Chordata, Mammalia, Primates, Cercopithecidae. Gene Ontology annotation, cellular component: microtubule cytoskeleton; septin ring; cell division site. The annotation marks the transcript as partial. Gene Ontology annotation, molecular function: molecular adaptor activity; GTP binding; GTPase activity. The record is from RefSeq and is a predicted model, not a curated record.
ACAGUGAAUGUUUAUUUGGUCCACAACUGGGGACAGUAGAAAGGACACCAGCUUGGAAUCAGUUCGAACCUGUGUCUGCUGCACAGCUGAAUCCCGGGGAAAGUCUUUUAGUGUAGCAUGGCAGAAAGAACAAUGCAUAUGCCCACACAAAUAUCUGCUGAUGGAGAUACACAAAAAGAAAAUAAUAUUCGUUGUUUAACUACGAUUGGACAUUUUGGUUUUGAAUGUUUGCCCAAUCAGUUGGUGAACAGAUCUAUCCGACAAGGAUUCACUUUUAAUAUUCUCUGUGUGGGGGAAACUGGAAUUGGAAAAUCAACACUGAUUGACACAUUGUUUAAUACUAACUUGAAAGAUAACAAAUCCUCACAUUUUUACUCAAAUGUUGGACUUCAAAUUCAGACAUAUGAGCUUCAGGAAAGCAAUGUUCAGUUGAAAUUGACUGUUGUGGAGACAGUGGGAUAUGGUGAUCAAAUAGACAAAGAAGCCAGCUACCAACCAAUAGUUGACUACAUAGAUGCCCAAUUUGAGGCCUAUCUUCAAGAAGAACUGAAGAUUAAACGUUCCUUGUUUGAGUACCAUGAUUCUCGCAUCCACGUGUGUCUUUACUUCAUUUCACCUACAGGACAUUCCCUGAAGUCUCUUGAUCUAUUAACAAUGAAGAACCUUGACAGUAAGGUGAACAUUAUACCACUGAUUGCCAAAGCAGACACAAUUUCUAAAAAUGAUUUACAGACGUUUAAGAGUAAGAUAAUGAGUGAAUUGAUUAGCAAUGGCAUCCAGAUAUAUCAGCUCCCAGCAGAUGAAGAAACUGCUGCUCAGGCAAACUCUUCAAUUAAUGCGCUGUUACCCUUUGCUGUGGUGGGGAGUAUGGAUGAAGUGAAAGUUGGAAAAAGGAUGGUCAGAGGCCGUCACUACCCUUGGGGAGUUUUGCAAGUGGAAAAUGAAAAUCACUGUGACUUCGUGAAGCUCCGAGAUAUGCUUCUUUGUACUAAUAUGGAAAAUCUAAAAGAAAAAACCCACACUCAGCACUAUGAGUGUUAUAGGUACCAAACACUGCAGAAAAUGGGCUUUACAGAUGUGGGCCCAGACAACCAGCCAGUUAG